Molecule: messenger RNA, 1467 nt
Organism: Chionomys nivalis (European snow vole)
Lineage: Eukaryota; Metazoa; Chordata; Mammalia; Rodentia; Cricetidae
Gene: Slc25a19
Product: solute carrier family 25 member 19
Exons: 7
Coding region: 106-1062 (318 amino acids)
Biological process (GO): thiamine pyrophosphate transmembrane transport
Cellular component (GO): mitochondrial inner membrane
Molecular function (GO): thiamine transmembrane transporter activity
Source: RefSeq, a predicted model, not a curated record
GUUAAGUUUUGCUGUUGGGCGGAGGGAGAACUGAGCUUGUGGGACUCGGCGGAACCUGCCUGGUCAGCUUGAUACUCAUGGACGUUGGAUGGACCAGAGGCAGGGAUGGUCGGCUAUGAUGCCAAAGCAGAUACCAGGAGUAACUCCAAGCUGGAGGUGGCGGUGGCAGGAUCGGUGUCUGGAUUCGUCACUCGUGCCCUGAUCAGCCCUUUGGAUGUCAUCAAGAUCCGCUUCCAGCUUCAGAUUGAACGCCUGUGUCCAAGUGACCCCAACGCCAAAUACCACGGGAUCUUCCAGGCGGUCAAGCAGAUUCUGCAGGAGGAGGGCCUUGCGGCGUUCUGGAAAGGACAUGUUCCUGCCCAGAUUCUGUCUGUAGCCUACGGAGCAGUCCAAUUUCUAUCAUUUGAGGAGCUGACUGAACUGCUCUACAGAAUCAACCUGUAUGAAACGCAUGAGUUCUCCGCACACUUCAUAUGCGGCGGCCUGUCUGCCGGCGCAGCCACCCUCGCCGUGCACCCCGUGGAUGUCCUGCGCACCCGCCUCGCAGCUCAGGGGGAGCCCAAGAUCUACAACACCCUCCGAGAGGCCGUGUCGACCAUGUACAGGACUGAGGGCCCCUGGGUCUUCUACAAAGGCUUGGCUCCCACCGUGAUCGCCAUCUUCCCCUAUGCGGGCCUGCAGUUCUCCUGCUACCGAUCCUUGAAGCAUGCCUACGACUGGGUCAUUCCGCCAGAUGGAAAGCAAACAGGGAACCUUAAAAACCUGCUUUGUGGCUGUGGAUCUGGAGUCAUCAGCAAGACCCUUACGUACCCCCUGGACCUCUUCAAGAAGCGACUGCAGGUGGGAGGCUUCGAGCAUGCGCGAUCUGCCUUUGGCCAGGUGCGGAGCUACAGGGGCCUCCUGCAUCUCACCAAGCAGGUGCUACAAGAUGAAGGCACCCAGGGCCUCUUCAAGGGCCUGUCCCCCAGCCUGCUGAAGGCUGCCCUGUCCACGGGCUUCAUGUUCUUCUGGUAUGAGCUCUUCUGUAACCUCUUCCACUGCAUACGGAGAGAAGACAGAUAGCUGCGAGAGCCGAGCGGGAGGCGCCUCCCCCAAGACUUGUUCUGAGCUCAUUCUCUACGAUGGCUGCUGCCUGCUUGGCCUCCCAGGCUGGCUGCCCUGCGCAGGAAAAGUCACCCACAGCGGAUGGCAGAAGGGCGGGACCUUUUCCGGAAAGAGCAGAGAAGGGAGCCCCGUGGGCUGUAGAAGCAAGGCCCCGAGAAGGAGCCUGGCAUUGAUCCUAUGUCCAGCCCUAAGGGAAUUGGGCAUCCUCUGCUUUGUAGUCCUGUUUUGGGGGAAAAUCUCCCAGUCCUGGUAAGAGCGAGGCUUGAGUACAGAGGGAUAGGACUGGGCUCUUUGUAGACGUCUAAGCCCCACAGCUUGGUCUGUUUCUCCUACCAACUUAUUUAAUAGACAUUAAAGCAAAAC